Klebsormidium nitens is the source of this 511-nucleotide messenger RNA. Lineage: Eukaryota; Viridiplantae; Streptophyta; Klebsormidiophyceae; Klebsormidiales; Klebsormidiaceae. The record is from the annotation of a GenBank genome assembly.
AUGGCGUCAAAGCAAGGGCAAAGACAAGUUGCUGCAGCGUUGAAAUUGGUGGCGGGACGGAACAAGCCUGGCCGGGGCCAGCAAGCAAAGAAGCCUCCACAGAAGGCCGCAAAUGGGGCUGCUGGCAAGAAAAGGAAGGCCGGUGUUUUGAAAGACAAAGGAGCACAGCAGUACAACUAUGAUGAUGGCCAUGGGGAUGGUUUUGAAGUGGAGGAUGAGGACGACAUCCAUGAGGUGGAUCCAGAUGUUGUCAAUGGUCGCCUUCCAUUUCCAGUUGAACGCCCAAAAAUGCAAUCGCUGUAUCCUGAAGCUGCCGGUCAAGGGACUGACGAUGAGGAGGAGGAUGAGAAGGACGCCCUUGAAGAUCCUAGAGGCCAAGGAUCCACGCGGGGGUCCACUGGCACUGGCCUGCAAAGUGGUCAGUCUCAUGUCUCCAGAGGUGUGGAAGAUGGGGAGGGAUUCGGAGAGGAGGAGGACCCUAAUCCUCCACGUUCUGGCAGUCAUCGGACAA